Molecule: messenger RNA, 2867 nt
Organism: Strongylocentrotus purpuratus (purple sea urchin)
Lineage: Eukaryota; Metazoa; Echinodermata; Echinoidea; Camarodonta; Strongylocentrotidae
Product: cofilin
Exons: 6
Coding region: 224-727 (167 amino acids)
Biological process (GO): actin filament severing; cell motility; actin filament fragmentation
Cellular component (GO): actin cortical patch; actin cytoskeleton; cytoplasm
Molecular function (GO): actin filament binding
Source: RefSeq, a predicted model, not a curated record
GCCGCGCGCUUAUCCAGCUGUAUACUGUACAUGCAUAUAAGGCCAGGCAUAUCGCGAUCGUACGUAAAAAUUAACGUACACCACGCAACACACACGCACACUUUGCUUUUAAUUGUGCACGCGCGGAAAGGUCUCUUUGACGAAGUUUGACCGAAACUGUGUAUCCCUUCGAUUUGUAAAGGAAUUAUUUUUGGAAUUUGACGUACCACUCCCAAUUCUCAUCAUGCCGAAAUCAAGUAUGUCCGGUGUCAGUGUCCCUGAAGAAAUUCAGAAGACAAUUACUGAUUUGAAACAAAAGAAGUUCCAAUAUGCUGUAUUUCAAUUUAAAGACUUGGGGGUUGUUGAUGACAAGAAGGUUGUUGGAUGGACCCAGGUGGCAGUAGGUGAAAGGUUUGAGGGAUGCAGAGGCACCAAAGCUCACCUAACUAUCGAGGAAGACAUAUUACGGACUGAAUAUACCAAAUUCGUUGCAGAAUACAUGGACCCCGAGUCUGCUCUCUUUGUACUCUACGACUUCUCUGUAGUCAAAAUUGACAACGUUAAAACGAAAAUCAUCGGAAUUCAAUGGUGUCCAGACAAUUUGGGUGUAAAGAGUAAGAUGGGAUACGCAUCCAGUGUGGAAGAGUUGAAGAAGGAGUGUCUUGGGCCGACGGUAGUGUACGUGCAAAACGAAUUAAGCGAAAUUGAUUACGAUUCAAUCAUCAAAGAAUUUGCUUCAAAGAAUUGAAAUGCUGACCUGGCAAGCAAGGAGGUUAAGUACAUUUGAUUUUUAAAAUGGGACAUUUAAUAGGAAAAUAUCUGCAUUUGUGCAGUACUGCAUACAAAGUGAAUAUGUUGCGAGUCUGCCAUCACUGACCAUGUUGGGAUCUUGCAAAUAUGACAAAUAAAGCUUCUUAAUUAAAAUCAUUGUCUGUUUUUUGCUUGUUCGGUUCAUUAGCCCUUCGUAGGAAUUAAUGUAGAAUUAAUGUCUGUUUAUUGAUUUGAUAACAUCCCAAGAAGUUGAGGACCAAUUUAAGAAGAAAAGGGAAUUGCUACUGAUGCUUCCCUGGUGAAUUCAAAAGUUUUAUGAACUCUGAAAGCAUUUUGUGUCAACAAACUACAUGCCGGAAAUGCUGGGAAUUAGUGUUGUUGUUGCGUUUGGUUUUCUCACACAAAUUUAAUUACUAGAGGAUGUGGGAUAAUCGUAUCACUUCUUAACACAUUGACAUUGAUUACUUUGUAUACAUGUACAUGUAUCUGUAGAUUUAUUUUGCAGACUUGAUAUUAAUAUAUUUUAAGAGCAUCGAGCCAUUUCAAUGACCAUGUUUGAUUCUACAUGGAGAAACUUAUUGACCUACAUGUAUAACGUGUUCAAUGUAAUAGGGUUUAAUGAUGUACUCUAUAGGCCCCCCAUAAGAAUAAAUGUUAUUACUGUGUCAAUGUCAUGAUUUCAUUUGAAAUGCCAAUAGAAAACAACGUAUCAAUGUAAAUGAGGGCAUAUUUUGCGGGUGGACAGAAAAUUAAUCAAUAUAUGGAAAUUUUCAGCAACAUGGUGGGCUGCUUGUCUGAUAAAAAAAUUUGUUGAAUAGAGGGGGGAAGAAACGUGUCGUUUGUGUUUGGAGAGGAACGUUUGAUUUACCCAUGAAGUUGUUUGCAGUACUUUCAUGAAUGAUACAUUACCAAUUAAAAAGCUUUUAUUUUUUAUAACUGCAAAAGAGCUAUUGCUUUGCUGGCCAUUGAAAUUGAAGAAGAAAAAAGUGUGUCUUGUUAAUCAAAAUGAAAAAAAAUUGGGCAGUCAGUACUCUCAAAGCAUCCUUGCAAACACUUCUGUAGUAGAAAGAUAGAAAGAAAAGGGAAAGUUAUCGUGAAGCAUAGCACAAGGUUUUCUGGUUAUUGUUUCUUGCACACCCAAAUAUUAUCAAAUGUAUUUUAACCAUCUUAGAAAACUGGGGAAUGAUCAUCGGCUUGUCAGAUGAGAUUUGAGUGAAGAAGAAGCGGUUACUAGUCUAUGUAAAUAUAUUUUGUGUUUAAAAAGAAAUACAAAUUUUACCUAUUUCCAUGUAGUGUAAUAAUUCAUCAUGACAUUUACAAAGCUUUGGUCAUUUUCUUUGAUAAUAGGCAAAUUCUAUUAUAAAUGAUGUAUAAUUGUAGUAUAUGCGCUAACAGUGUUAAGAUAUGCAUAAAUAUCCAAAGAUAUUCUUUUUAGUAGAAAUAUCAAAGAACGUUUUUUUUUUUUUUUUUCAAGUUUCAAGGUAUGGAAAAAAAAUUAAAAGACACAGCGAGAAGAUUGUUGACAAUGGGUAUAUAUAUUGUAAGACUUUUUUAUAUUGAAUAUUUGAUCAGUUGUACAAAGUUGUGCUGUCUGAGAAGCAUAUUUGAGAUAGUUUCAUUUAUAUAGUGGUUACAUCAAAUUUUGGGAUAUAAUAGCAUUUUGUUACCCCAUAAACAAGUGAAAUUUUCCUAGUGCUGAUUCAUUGAAAUCAGCAUUACAUGUUUGCUUUUAUUUCAAAGACUUUCAUUUUGUAAGACAGGACAUACAACUGUUGUUGUUUUUAGCAAGAGAAAGGAAGUGUUUAUCUAGAAUGGUUUAUGUUAAUGCAUUGUGCAGUGCCCAAAGCUGUCUAUGAGAUCUGUUUUAAGUAACACUUUUGUUCUCAAUCUGUUCAGAAGAACAUAUUCCAAAUUAAAAGAAAGAAGAAAAAAAACUAUUGAAUGCAGGCUUUCUUUUUUCUUUACUGUAGUCAAACAAUUGGAUAACUGAUAUGUGUCAGGUAAAUUAUCUAGGAAAGGUUUCCCUGUACUUUGGUAAUUUGGUUCUUAUUUUAUUUAUGCUUAAAUUUUGUCUGUAUCACUAGCAAGAGAGUCAGUAAAAUACCACUUUAUCUUCA